AACUCCAGACAAAUCCUUCACAGCCUGGAUGAACAAAGGCAAAAGGGACUGUUCUGUGAUGUUAUCCUGGUGGCCGACGACCAAAGAGUCCCAGCCCACAGAAAUGUCCUGUCCGCCUGCAGCGACUACUUCAACUCCAUGUUCACCAUUGGCAUGAAGGAAGCCCACCAAACUGAGGUGGAACUGGUUGGGGCCUCCUACAUUGGCCUCAAAGCUGUCGUCGACUUCCUGUACAGCAGCGACUUGACUUUAGAUGGUGGCAACAUUGACUACAUCCUUGAGACGGCCCAUCUCCUUCAAGUCUGGAAAGUGGUGGAUUUCUGCUGCGAAUAUUUGGAGAGCGAGGUCAACGAGGAGAAUUACCUCUAUCUACAGGAGCUGGCCUCCAUUUACAGCCUGGAUCGGCUUGGGUCCUACAUUGACUCUUUCAUCUUGAACAAUUACAGCAGUAUGGCCUUCACCAAUGACUACUUAGAGAACGUCAGUGUCCAGAAGCUGUGCCAGUACCUUGCGAGCAACCGGGUUCAACAUGUUAGUGAACAUGAACUUCUACAGUCCGCUCUUCAGUGGCUGACCCACAACCCCGACCGAGAGAGCCAAGCCUAUCAGGUCCUGCAGAACAUCCGAUUCUCACUUAUCUCCAAGAGUGACCUUGUGCAUCGGGUGAAACCCGCCAUGACAUCGCUCCUGCCGAAAAACGCCAGCUGUGAGGGCCUGGUGGAUGAAGCCAUCCACUACCAUUCCAAUGUGGCUGCACAGCCGCUCCUCCAGAACGUCCGCAGCACUCUUCGUAGCGGGACAGAAAGGCUGCUCUUUAUAGGCGGGGAGGUCUCUGAACACUGUCUGGAGCUCAGCGAUGAUGUUUACAGCCUUGACCUUCAGAGGGAACAGUGGCUUUCAGAGACUCGACUUCCUGCAAGAAGGAGCCACCACUGCGUCACGUCUCUGGGUAACUUCAUCUAUGUCGCUGGUGGGAGCUUCUCGAUUGAUGAUGGCGGGGACGCGGCCUCCAACGUCCUCUACAGAUUUGAUCCUCGCUGUGGUCAGUGGAUCCAGGUGGCCGCCAUGAACCAGCCUCGAGUGGACUUCUACUUGGCCUCGGUGAGCGAUAAGAUGGUUGCAGUGGGCGGGAGAAAUGAAAAUGGGGCCAUGUCUUCGGUGGAAAUCUACUGCCCUCGUGUGGAUGCCUGGACCUACGUGUCGGAGCUCCCCAGAUUCACAUAUGGCCAUGCAGGCACCGUCCACAAGGACUUCAUCUACAUAUCCGGAGGACACGACUAUCAGAUCGGCCCCUACAGGAAGAACCUGCUGUGUUACGACCCCCGGGCGGAUGUCUGGGAGGAGCGUAGACCCAUGAUCACUGCCCGGGGCUGGCACAGCAUGUGCACCCUGGAUGAUAGCAUAUAUGCCAUAGGGGGGAGCGAUGACAACCAGAACUCCAUGGAGCGCUUUGACAUCCACAGCGUAGAGUGCUACAGCCCCCAGUGCGACCAGUGGGUGCGCAUUGCUCCCCUUCUUCAGCCUAACAGCGAAUCCGGCGUGGCGGUCCUGGACGGGAAAAUCUACAUCCUGGGUGGCUACAGCUGGGAGAACACCACAUUCUCCAGAAUGGUUCAGGUCUACGACAAAGACAGGAAAAAAUGGGUGAAAGGGUCUGAUCUUCCCAAGACCGUGGCUGGCGUCUCUGCUUGCGUUUGCAUGCUGAAAAACAGAGGCGACGACAGGAAUAAAAAAAGCAAGACGAAAAGGCACUCUGAUAGAGGAUGGUGA
Molecule: messenger RNA, 1770 nt
Organism: Staurois parvus
Lineage: Eukaryota; Metazoa; Chordata; Amphibia; Anura; Ranidae
Source: the annotation of a GenBank genome assembly